CACAGUUCUCGCGAGAGUAGCUGCCAGGUAGGAGCUCACCUGGCCGGAGCCGCUGCGAGGGUUAGGGUUCCUCUCAGGUUCCAGUUGUGGAGGAUUGUGCUCCGGAGGAUCCAGCUCUGCGACCUCAGACUCCAGGCUCAUGUCCCCCCCCCUCCUCUCCUGGACGCCGCCCCCCCUCCGGCUGAUGCUGCUGCUGCUCGCCGUCCUGCUGCUGUCCUCAGGGGUCCAUGGACAAGGUCGCCUGAAGCUGACGGUGGUCUCCGAGGACCGGCUGCAGAUGAAGUGGAAAGAGGCCGACGGACCCGUCCAGGGAUACAAGGUCCGGGUCCGAGCAGUUUCAGAACUCCCCCAGCCGGAGCUGAUGCUGACCACCCUGCGGGGCCGGGCCACCGUGGCGGGUCUGGACUCCAGCCAGGAGUACUGGCUGCAGGUGUUCGUGCUGAACGGAACCACGGAGAAGCUGCUGGCCAAACGCCGCUUCACCAUGGCCGUCCUGCGGCAGGAGGAGAUGAUCCGCAGCGGCAGCCGGGACCAGAAGAAGAAGGUCCUGCCGGGGGGGUCGGGGUCCGGGGACCCGGAGGAGACGGAGACCCUGCUGGAACCGACGGUGCUGUACCCGGAUCACACGACCACCACCGCUGCUGCAGACCCCCCCACCGAGGAAACCCCCUUCCAGCUGGAGGACAGGACCAGGAAGGACAAGAGGAAGAGGAAGAAGGAGAGAGAGGGGGGGAAGGAGGAGAAGGAGGAGGAGAAACCCCAGAGGACCCCGGCCCCGACUCGGACCGAUACAGGGGCGUCUCCACGGCGACCGUACGAGUGCCGCAGCGACGCGGCGGCCGACGUCGUGCUGCUGGUGGACGGAUCCUGGAGCAUCGGACGCACCAACUUCAGGCGGGUCCGGGACUUCCUGGAGGGGCUGGUGACGCCGUUCCGCAUCGGGCCGGACCACGUCCAGAUCGGUCUGACCCAGUACAGCGGAGACCCGCGGACCGAGUGGCAGCUCGGAAACUUCAGCAGCAAAGAGCAGCUGCUGGAGGCCGUGAGGAGCUUCAGAUACAAGGGAGGGAACACCUUCACAGGACAGGCGCUGAUCCACGUCAUGCAGCAGAACCUGCAGGCUGAAGGAGGAGCCAGACCCGACACGCCGUCGUUCCUGGUCCUGCUGACCGACGGGAAAUCUCAGGACGACGCCAUCGGCGCGGCCAGCCGCCUGAAGAACGCCGGCGUGGAGAUCAUCGCAGUAGGCGUGAAGAACGCGGACGAGGCCGAGCUGCGUCAGGUUGCCUCCGAGCCGCUGGACCUGAACGUCUACAACGUCAACGACUUCCCUCUGCUGAGCCGGCUGGUGGGACGGCUGGUGCACAUCCUGUGUGGGAAGAUCCAGGACCGCGGAAAACGUCCGGCCCCGGCCCCCACCCCGGACCCCGCCCUCUCCUACCCCAGUCCCUCGGACCUGCGGUUCUCCCGGCUCGGGUCCAGGGAGGUGACGCUGCACUGGACCAACCCGCCCAAGCCCGUGCAGCAGUACCGGGUCGUGUUCCACAGCGCCGAGGGCCAGAGUCCGCAGGAGGUGGUCCUGGCCGGGUCCGAGUCCUCGGUGCGGCUGGACGGCCUCUCGUCCCAGACGCUCUACCACGUCUCCAUCUUCCCCGUGUUCUCCGCCAACGUGGGCGUGGCGCUGCGCGGAACCGUCACCACACUGCCGCUGGCCGUGCCGGCCGACCUGGCCGUGGUUCCUUCGUCCUACGGCUCUCUGAGCGUCAGCUGGAGCUCUGCCCCCGGGGCCGACCAGUACCUGGUCCUGUACUCGGCGCUGAGCCACGGGGAGCCCGACGACGCCAAGGAGGACAAGUUCGGGCCGGACCAGACCCGGGUGGAGCUGGACGGGCUGCUGCCGGAGACCGACUACUCCGUCACGCUGUACGCCCUGUACGACGAUGACCCCAGUGACCCCGUCACCGCCGUGGCCACCACAUUACCUCUGCCGGCGCCGCUGGGGCUGCAGUUCCCUGUGGUUUCCCACAGCGUGAUGCGGGUCAGCUGGACUCCCGGCGCCGCCGACGUGCCGGGUCACCGGAUCACCUACAGCACCAACCACGGCAGCGACGUCAAGCAGGUGGAGGUGACGGGGCUGAACUCGGCGCUGGUCCAGAACCUCUCGUCCCUGUCCAGAUACCUGGUGUCGGUCCAGUCCCACUACCCAGAAGGCCUUUCUGCAGCCGUCACCAACAACGUGACCACACUCAAGGUUCCGUCUCCGUCCGACCUGAGAGUCACCAACUUCUCCGGCGGUGACAUCACCGUCCGCUGGGCGGCGGCGGCCGACGACGUCGACUUCUACCUCAUCAAGUGGAUCUCACUGGGCGGGGGAGAUCUGAGACAGCUGCGGGUGGGCGGCGACGGCGAGGGAGCGACUCUGGAGGGCGUGGAGGACGAGAAGGAGUACCAGAUCUCUCUGUCGGCGCUCUACGGGGACGGAGCUCAGAGCGAAGCCGUGGCGACGCGAUACAGCACCCUGUCGGGCGGAGGACCGUCCAGCAUCACGGUUUCCGAGGAGACGCCGGUCAGCCUGCUGGUCAGCUGGGUUCCUCCCAACGCUCACGUCCUGCAGUACCGAGUGUCGUACACGGCGCUGACCGGAGCCGAGGCCCAGGACAGCAUGGUGGUGGUACCAGGAGGCCGCCAGCAGGUGGCGCUGCAGGCGCUGCAGCCGGAUACCCGCUACAGCAUCCUGGUCACCGCCGAGUACCGGAACAGGGAGGGAGGCAGCGGCUCGGCUCAAGGGAAAACCACCAGCCUGCGGGUCAGCAGCGUCAGCGUGGUCCGGUCCGACCACUCCAGCAUCUGUGUGUCCUGGAGACCCGUCUCUGCCGUGGACGGAUACCGCCUCGUCAUCCAGGGGGUCAAAGACAAGCUGGUGAAGCAGGAAGUGGUGGACGAGUCCAGCAGCAGCUUCUGCUUCAGCGACCUGCAGCCGGAGACUCUGUACCGCAUCAGCGUUCACUCCCUGCUGGGGUCAGCAGAGGGCGCCGCCGUGUCCAUCCUACACCCCACAGCCACGGCUCCGGCCAGGUCUUCCCUGCACCCGAACCUUUACCCCAUCCACAACGAAGUCUGUCCCGAGGUGAAGAUCAGGAACAGCCUGGUGAAAGGGUUCGACAUGAUGGAGGCCUUCGGCCUGACGCCCAGCGCUCACUCGUCGGUGGACGGCGUGGCGGCCGAGCCCUUCGUCUUCAACGUGCUGCCCACGUACACCGUGUUCAGGGACGUGCAGCUGACGCAGAGUACCAGGUUCAUCCACCCGGCGGGUUUCUCCCCGGAACACACCAUCAGCAUCUCCUUCCGGCUGCUGCAGGACACGCCCCGGGAGGCCUUCGCCCUCUGGCAGCUGACGGACAACGACUUCCAGCCCCGGAUGGGCGUGGUGAUCGACCCCUCCACCAAGCAGCUGCUGUACUUCAGCCUGGACUACCGCGGGGAGGUGCAGGAGCUCACCUUCGACCAGCCGCAGGUGCACCGGCUGUUCUACGGCAGCUUCCACAAGGUGCACCUGUCCGUCAGCCAGGUGGGCGUGGCCCUGUCCGUGGACUGCCAGCAUGUGGGCGAGAGGCCGGCCCGGCCGCUGGGGAACCUGCCCACCGACGGGUUCGAGAUGCUGGGGAAGCUGGUGAAGACCCGCGGGCCCAACAGCGGAUCAGCGCCGUUCCAGCUGCAGUCCUUCGAGAUCGUGUGCAACAUCACGUGGGCGUCGGACGACACCUGCUGCGACCUGCCGGGCCUGAGAGACGAGGAGAGCUGCCCCGCCCCGGCCCACACCUGCACCUGCACCUCCGACGUCCCCGGAGCCGCCGGAGACCCCGGACCAAACGGGAAGCCCGGCCCUCGAGGAGAGAAGGGGGAGAAGGGCGAGCAAGGACAUAAGGGGGAGACGGGACCCCCAGGGAAGCCCGGAUUCGGAGGCGGUCUCGGACCGGUGGGCGGCAUCGGGCCCCGGGGGAUGACGGUGCAGGGCAAAGUGGGUCCACCGGGGGCCAGGGGGGGCAAGGGGGAACCGGGCCGACCCGGACUACAGGGUUUACAGGGAGAUCCGGGUCCGAAGGGGGACGAAGGUUUCCCCGGUUCCAAGGGCAUCAGAGGUCCGGAAGGAAACAUGGGCCCCCCCGGGGAGACGGGCCCCCGGGGUUUCCAGGGAAUGCCGGGACACCCGGGCCCAGGGGCCGACAAGGGCCCCCCAGGACCAGUCGGACCUACGGGUCUGCCGGGAAACAAAGGAGAACGAGGGGAAAAGGGGGAUCAGCAGUCGAUGGCGGCGAUCUACCAGCUGGUCACUCAGGCCUGCGAGCAGCUGAUCCACAAGGAGGUGUUGAAGCUGGACAUGUUCAUCAACGACAUCGGCCGUAAACCGGUUCCCGUGGAGGAGCCCGUGGGCCCCCCAGGAGAGCCGGGGGUACCAGGGGCGAUGGGCCCCCCGGGGGGCCGGGGCACCCAGGGCAAGGUCGGCACCAGGGGCCGGUCCGGGAGGCCUGGCUAUCCCGGAGAGCAGGGACGGAGAGGGUUCCACGGCCAGAAAGGGGAUUCUGGGAAGAAAGCUCAAGGGCCUCCUGGGAUCAAAGGAUUCGCAGGUCUUCCGGGGGAGUCCGUGCUCGGGGCCGCAGGUUCUACAGGAGACGAUGGAAAACCUGGACCUCCGGGGGUCCCCGGGCCUCUGGGUCAGCAGGGCGAGAUCGGACCGCCAGGGGUUUGUGACAGCAGUGGGGGCUGCCAGCCGGGCCCCCCGCUAACAGAUGAUCCUUACUACGGCUAUGAGCCGUGACUGGAGGUCGUCAUGGCGACGGCGGCCGACGGGAGACGACCAUCGUUGUUGGAGCUGAACGACUGACGACGGCACUGAAACCACUGAAGGAACCCGGCGACCCGAGACCCAAGACCGUUGGAACAGGACACAACCCCCCGUCUUCUUCUUCUUCCCUUUAACACCUGCAGACGCGGGUUCAGGAGCUGAUACCAGGGUAACGGUGGCGUCAGUAGAGACGACAUCGUUACUGCAGCCGGACACGAGCUGCUCACACUGGCCACGGUUACAUGAGGUUUUUUAAUUCGGAAUUAAAUAAUUCAGAAUUAAACUAUUUUGCUUCCAGUACAUGGAAAUAGUAAUUCUGAAUUGAGGUUUCCAUGGAAACACGUUUGAUGGUCUUUCUCCAAUUCCUCUCCAGGUCUGGGGGUUGGGAAGGUUCUGAUUGGAUAGGGGGGGGACCGGAAGUUAAACUACCGGAAGAAAAACUAACUUAGCCGCUACAACUUUGAAAAGCUCACCAUUUUUAUGUUUCCUGUUUCCAUCUGUUCUUUUAAUGAUUUCUAUUUAUUAAAUAAAUGGUCUCUGCUCUUGACCAGCGUUUACUGCUGCUGCAUCUUGAAACUUUGUUUCCCAGCGUGGAAUAUAAGAUCAUGGAGACAGACGGGCGAGGGAACGAGCAGAAAGAAAGACCGGGAUUAAUUUAAAGAGGAAUGAGUGGAUACAUGAUCAGGAAUUAUUCUAUUCGGAUUUAAAAUCAGAAUAAACCAGCCACUUACUUCGGAAUUAAGUUUAAUUCGGAAUGGCCAUUUUCAUUCAGAAUUAGGUGUUUACAUGGUAAUUUUUACUAAUUUUAAAUCAGAUUUAAUUUUAAUUCUGAAUUAAAGAGGAAUUAAACUUCCCAUGUAAACACACUCACUGUGAAGUAAAUCUGCCGGACAAACCCAGCCUCAAACCGGAGGACUGCAGCAGUCAGAGGUCCCUCAUGGAUCUGUCCUGGGACCCCGUCUUUACACCUCAAACUGGCCGGAUGGCCGACGAUUCAGUCAGCGUCCAAUCAGACGGAGGAUGGUUUCAUUGGUGCGGGUCACGAGAGUGAAGAAGAACUUUAAAUCCACUCUAGAAAUACUCCUUCUGACCACACGGGGGUGUAACGGUCCGACUAGUCCGGUGGAAACACCUCGUCCCACUACAGGUUUCACGUUGUCGUCCCCGGCACCAAUAUUUAAAAAUAAAGAGGUUCAAAUUGAAAGUUACCUGACGCGGUUCCAGUUGCCGAAAAGGCUCUUGGCCGCCCCCUGGUGGCAGCAGCGAGGCUAGCAGGAUCUCUGAUGAUGACUGUCUUUGGUCCACCCAGAACUAAAGUUGCUUUCGUCAACGAAAAUUAUGACUAAAUAUCGUCGUCAACAAACCUUUAUCACAGACGAGACGCAACGAAAAUGCUGGUCAUGUGACGAUAACGAUAAUUAAAUAUAUAAUGCAAAUAUCGUAGAGGAAUAAAAACGAGACUAAAAUGUAGAUUACAAAUUCAAAACUCUGCUAAAAUGUGUCGUCAUUUUCGUUGAUCAAAAACAAGACGAAAUGUUCUAACAAAGAUGCUUAAUAUACAAGUUUUUUCCUCUCGUUUAGUCUUUAAACCAGUUUAGUCUUCACUUUCCUACAUAGACGUGGAAAAGAAAAUCCAAUGUGUCGUCAAAAAAGAAAAAGACUGGGAGAAAUGCGGAAAAAUAAAUAUGUUGUAAACUCAAAUUAGAGACUUCUGUAUCUGGAAUGAAUGUAUUGAGUCUAUAAGGUAACAAUAAUAUAAUAAUAAGAUAACCUUGUUUGAAUUGUAAAAUGGGUUUGGCUAAAUACAAUCUUUGACUAAAACUAGACUAAAAUGGACAAUUCUGACUAAAAUAAGACUAAAAUGCUCAGACUUUUAGUCGACGGAAACUUGACACGACUAAAAGGAGAAUGAACGAGACUAGAAACUAAUAAAAACUAAAAUGAUAGCUGGACCCAAAGACUAGACUAAAACUAAAACUGAAACAGGCUGACAGAAACAACACUAGCCAGAACUAGGACCUGCCAAAAAAACAUCUUAAUGACUUUAUUUACAGCUCAAAAGUGAACUUUCAUGGGACAAGCCCCCCCGUGUGGUCGGAGGUGGUUUUGCUACACGGUGGAUUUUAAAUCCCGUUUAUCUCGUCAGCUUCACGUUGGGACCUGCAGCAGAGCUGAAGGAAAGGAGGCCGUCGGCCGUCUGAUUGGACGGCUGGAUCUGAGACCCAGAUUUCUCUGGAGGUGUAAAGACGAGCUCCUACGGAAGAGUAUUAGGGCAAUGCAAGAGAAAAAAAACUUUUUUUUAUUGUGCACUUCGAGAAAAAAGUCGAAAUGUCGAGAAAAAUGUCGAAAUGUGGAGAUCUUUUUUCUCAACAUUUCAACUUUAUUCACGAAAUUUUGACUUUUUUUCUCAACAUUUCGACUUUUUUCUUUAAAUUGUACUUUAACAUUAAUCUCGACUUUUCGACUUUUUUCUCGUCAUUUUGACUUUUUUCUCGACAUUUCGACUUU
Molecule: messenger RNA, 7351 nt
Organism: Cololabis saira (Pacific saury)
Lineage: Eukaryota; Metazoa; Chordata; Actinopteri; Beloniformes; Belonidae
Gene: col20a1
Product: collagen alpha-1(XX) chain
Exons: 42
Coding region: 140-4816 (1558 amino acids)
Molecular function (GO): protein binding
Source: RefSeq, a predicted model, not a curated record